AUGAUACAUCAGCAAUGGAUGGCCGUUCAAUGUUGCUUAAUCAUAUUCCCGGCUGCUUGUCUUACCAUUCGAGAUCCUGGCAAUUGUACGCUACCAAACAGUUUUUUCGUUAAAUGUUGCCCAGGUUAUUUUCAAAAUGAAAAUAAAUGUAAAGAGUGUGAACCAGGCUACUUUGGUGAGAACUGCUCAAUGACAUGUCCUCCUGAUUACUAUGGUCGUCAGUGUAGAGAACAUUGUGACUGCUCCACGGACAUGUAUUGUGAACCGACUAGAGGAUGCUUGUGUAACACAACCAGGGUUAACUGUACAGAUCCAGAGCAUGAAUUAACACAGGAAAUGACAAUAUAUUCAACAUCUAUGCAAUCUGUUAAACCUGCUGCUGACAGUAUAAAAUCUCGUCUGGUCGUCACUUUAUUGAUACCUGUCAUCGCCUGUCUGGUUUUCGCCACAGUCUGUAUCGGAAUAUGGUAUUCUCAAAUGAUGAAGAGAAAUAAAGAUCUAUUUUCCAUCCAAAAUGUGGCCGACUUUACGGUCAGAAACCAUCGUUCAGAAACGGAAGAGCAAAAUCCAAACGACGAUAUUUACGACCAUGUAAACCUUAGAGUGGAUCAAUCCAGCCACUCUAUCUAUAACACAGACGAUACGGUAGAUGCAGGGGACUCGAGUCUCGGAUUGACUAGUGCUGUCCUUUUACAGCAUUACCAAAGUGUAAAAGGAAUUCAGAACAAAUGGCGUCUACACGACGAGCAGUUUGGUGAAAGUAUUGUGGACGAACCUGACGUAGAAACUGUUGGCAACAAGACAACGGAUAGAGAAGCAGAUAUAUAUUCAACACCAUGCAAAUUCAUGACAAAGAAACCAAUACAUCGCUAUUCAGAACAAAGACAACAAGGAAAAAGCAAUGAAACUGUGACAUUCGAAUACCCAAACUCGAUUAUUGAUACAAUUGUUCACGAUCCAGAAUCACGAACAAGACAGUUUGGUGAAAGUACUGUGGACGAACCUGAAGUUGAAAUUGUUUACAACAAGACAAUAGAUCGACAGACAGAUAUAUAUUCCACACCAUGCAAACGCAAAUGCAUGGCAAAUGCAAAAGGACAGCUGCCGGUGUAAUUACAGAAAACAAUGACAAGGGUAAGCUUGUUUGUCAAAACCUGGUCCCUUAAAGGUUAGAACAACUGUGCUGCAAUAAGGUUUUUCUGUAUAUCAAUACUCUUAAAACUGGGAAGAAUUGUAGCUGAUUAGAUAUAUUUUAAUUUAUAUAUUAGAUAAGUUUUA
Molecule: messenger RNA, 1278 nt
Organism: Magallana angulata
Lineage: Eukaryota; Metazoa; Mollusca; Bivalvia; Ostreida; Ostreidae
Exons: 7
Coding region: 1-1113 (370 amino acids)
Source: RefSeq, a predicted model, not a curated record